This is a messenger RNA of Folsomia candida, 435 nucleotides long. Its product is annotated as histone H1.1-like. Lineage: Eukaryota; Metazoa; Arthropoda; Collembola; Entomobryomorpha; Isotomidae. Bases 1 to 435 code for a protein of 144 amino acids. The record is from RefSeq and is a predicted model, not a curated record. The transcript has a single exon.
AUGGCUCAAUCUGGGGGAAGGCUGGACCUCGUUCACUUUCCAGGAAUUUCGCUACCAUUCAAGAAACGUUUUAAUAAAGCAAAAGGUCAAGUUGGGAGGGGAAAAAUUCGCAGUCAGUUGGAAGAGCCUGAGCAGGAAGGUAGUGGGCGCAAGAAAACUCCAAGACGAUCCACCCGCAUAAAAGAUAAAAUAUCCACAGUUCUCACCAAAAUUAUUAAACCAAAGUUAACAAGGGUGAAAAAACCUGUCCAGAAGAAAAAGAUAAAGCAAAAGAGGAAGCAGACUAAUCCAAAGAAGAAGACAAACUCCAAGAUAAGAGCUAAAUCAAAAACCUCCAAACCCAAAGCUAAUAAAAAGAAAGCACCCCAAAAGAGAAAGCGGCUUUCACCAAAGAAGGCUUGUCCUUGUCCAAGAGUUAAACGAAAAACUUGCUAA